GCGGGGCGGAAGGGAGCCUCCUCUGAGGGGUGAAGCGCUUGUUCCCCGUCUCCCCCCCCCCAAUCUCGGCCCGAAAAGCCACCGUGGGGGUCAUGUCCAUCUCUUGCUUGUCGUUCGAGUCCCACUCCUCCCACUCCCAGAGCUCCAAGUGGGCGUGCUAGGGCGGCCUCCUGUUCCUCCUCCGCAACAGCAGCCCUGUUAGGCCUUUGCUUUUGCUGCCGAAGUGUCCGAUUGGAGUGAGACCGGAGUGCUGCUUGAGGGCCAAACUCUGCCUCCAAUUGCGCUGUUUGCGGUUCAGGUACUGAUGCCACAACCAUGCCGGCUUUCAGGCAAGUUGGGGAGAAGCAGCUUCCUCAGGAAAUCAUUUUUAUGGCCUGGUCUCCUAAGAGGGAUCUGAUUGCCUUGGCAAACAAAGUGGGAGAGGUGUUACUUCACCGCCUGGCAAACUUUCAGCGGGUCUGGAGUUUGCCGCCAAAUGAAAGCACGGGGAAAGAAGUCUCUGCUCUUGCCUGGAGACCAGAUGGCAAAAUUCUGGCUUUUGGACUUGCUGAUACUAAGAAAGUUAUUCUGUGUGAUGUGGAGAAACCAGAGAGUUUGCAUUCUUUCUCAGUCAGUGCUCCUCUCACUUACAUGUACUGGAUGGAAGUUACGGAAGAAAGCAGUGUCCUCACUUCGUUUUAUAACGCUGAAGAUGAAUCCAGUCUUCUUCUCCCUAAGUUGCCUGCCCUGCCAAAGAACUACAGUACCACAGCAAAAAUCUUCAGUGAAGAAAAAUCCGAUGAGAUUAUGAAACUCAUGGGUGAUGUCAGGCUUAAUGCUCUGGUUCUCGGAGGCAUUAAUGGGUUUAUUGAGAUCUAUGCUUACGGAAUGUACAAGAUUGCAACAAUAACAGGGGUGACAGGUUCGUGCCUAGCAUUGUGCUUAUCGAGUGACUUGAAAUCGCUUUCAGUUGUUACAGAAGUAGAUGUUUCUCCAGACACCGAUCCAGAAAUAACAUACUUCCAAAUGGAUACCAGUCUGCUCUCAACCUAUUUACCAGAAGUGACUCGAAUGGCCCGAAAAUUUACACACAUUUCAACUCUCCUGCAGUAUAUAAAGCUUUCACUGACUUGUAUGUGUGAAGCUUGGGAAGAAAUAUUGAUGCAGAUGGAUUCGCGAUUAACUAAGUUUGUGCAGGAGAAGAAUACAACCACUUCCGUGCAAGAUGAAUUCAUGCAGUUACUUUUGUGGGGCAAAGCGAGUAUUGAACUUCAAGCACUGCUAAUGAACCAGCUAACAGUAAAGGGUUUAAAAAAACUUGGCCAGUCUAUGGAGUCCUCCUACUCCAGUAUUCAAAAGCUUGUGAUAAGUCACUUGCAGAGUGGUUCUGAGGCCUUGCUGUACCAUUUAAGUGAGCUGAAAGGCAUGGCUUUGUGGAAACAGAAAUAUGAGUCUCUUGGAUUGGAUGCAUCAGGAAUAGAAGAAGCAAUUACUGCAGUGGGUUCCUUCAUUCUGAAAGCAAAUGAACUUCUCCAAGUUAUAGACAGCAGCAUGAAAAAUUUCAAAGCUUUUUUCCGUUGGCUUUACGUAGCCAUGCUACGAAUGUCAGAAGAUCAUGUUCCUCCCGAACUGAACAAGAUGACUCAGAAAGACAUCACUUUUGUGGCUGAUUUUCUCACUGACCACUUCAAUGAAGCACCUGAGCUCUACAGUCGUAAAGGGAAAUACUUCAAUGUAGAAAGAGUUGGGCAGUACUUAAAAGAUGAAGAUGAUGAUCUCGUAUCUCCACCUAACACAGAUGGAAACCAGUGGUUUAAUUUCCUUCAAAAGAGUAACAGUCUUAAAGAAAGCCCGUUGCUGUUUCCAUACUAUCCUCAAAAAUCACUGCAUUUUGUAAAAAGGAGAAUGGAAGGAAUCAUUGAUCAAUGUCUCCAAAAGCCAGCUGAUGUGAUUGGAAAAACUGUCCAUCAAGCAUUUUGUAUGCCUUUAUAUAAGGCCUCAAAAAGUGAGGACUCAACAUCUCAGCUACUUAAGUUGCCCUUUUUGUGGCAUGAUAAAUCGUACAAUUUGCAUUAUGUUUUAUUCACAAUGUUACAGAACUCAGUUUCCAAACUCUACAUACUGAGAAGGCAUACAGACAUUUCAAGGUCUACUAAUAAUGGACUACUUGCUGUGGAUUUUGGAAAUUUUCUGAACAACAGUGUUAAUGAAAGUUCUGAUACAAGUUUCUACAGCUGUCUUGAUGCUCAUUUCUAUGAUGAUGAAACUAUAACGGUCAUCCUGGCAGAGAAUUUAGAACAAGAGGGGAGAGAAAGAAUUUUGGCCCAGCUCCCUUUAUCAUCCAUCUGUACAGAGGAAAACCAGGAAAUGGAAUUUAACUGGAAUUCUGGUCAGAGGUUAGACAUGCAGUGUGAUGGCAUUCCUACCUGUACUGUGACCGCAGAGAGUCAGUGGAGGGUGCUGGAGAAUAUGAAAGCUCAGUACGUCACAGUGAAUGGUAUCCGGAAAGUGUCUUGUGUCCUAAGUUCAAACCUACGGCACAUUCGAGUGUUUGAAAUGGAUGAAGAUGAUGGAGAAGCUGAGGAGGAAGAAGAGGAAGAAGCCACCCAGGCCGUUGGUCUACCUCAAGAGGGACUCAACCAGUCAGCAGACAAGACUGAAGGAGAUUAGGCGUGCCUUGGCUCAGCUGUGUUGGUAGAUGAGGUCACACCAAGCUUCUAAGAUGGAAACAAACUCUCAUUUCAGUGUCAUAGACAUUAGAGAGAAAAACUAGAAAUGCGAUCCUGCUGUUGUAUGGAAGAACUCUGUACUUUUUCCUGUUCAGGUUUUUUAAAAAUCAAAUUGUAUCAACUUCAGUUUCUUGUGUUACAGCUCCAUUGCCUGAAUAAUACAACUGGGAACAAAACAAGUCAUCGGAUAUUCCAGCCAACAUGGGUCUGCUUUUGAUAUUCCCAUGGUUUUCUAAACUCCAUUGCUCAUCUUGUUUUCUAAACAGUUGCUUCUCCUGCUCCACAUUUCCCUCUUUUAGAUGUCACAAGUUUGACAUAUCAAGAUGCAUCUAUGUUUAAUUUUCCAAGUGCCCAGAGUAACAUGGAGAAUGGUUGGGGAGGUUUCUACCACUACCACCACCACCACCACCACCACCACCACCACCACCUUUUGUGGUUUUUAAAAUGCAGUGUGUGUGUAAGGGAAAAUAAAUUAAAAAGAGAGAGAUUAUUUUGUGAUAGUGUUUUUCAGUGGUGUAUUUCAUUUCACAAUCCCUGUCUCAUUGACACUUCCAUAGUCAAAUUACUUUUCAGGUGCUUUAAUCCAAAACAAAUGUUCUUUUACAACUUUUGUGUUUGCCUGCUGCUAAAAAACUAAUCACUUAUCUCAAAGAAUAUCUUGCUGUCAUUCUAGUUACUUAGGAGAAACUUCAUCAUUCAGUUUCCAGUAAUUUCUAGUACUCCGUCAGGAGUUAUGAAAGAGAGAGUUUUUUUUCAAUUAAGCCUUGAAAAUAUGAAGUGUCAUACAAGUAUAAAAAUCUAGUGAGUUAAAUUUAAGUUAGUAAACUAUUCCAAGUGGCAUGGCUGUGUAUGUUCAAAUACUGGCUAAUGGCUCAUUUCCAACCUCAAGGUCUAACACAGAAAAUAUUAAUCGAUCAAUAUGAUUCCUCUUAGAAACUCCAACCUGACAAAAAAUUAUAU
Python bivittatus (Burmese python) is the source of this 3668-nucleotide messenger RNA. The record is from RefSeq and is a predicted model, not a curated record. NCBI's taxonomy places the organism in Eukaryota, Metazoa, Chordata, Lepidosauria, Squamata, Pythonidae.